Fonsecaea nubica is the source of this 1776-nucleotide messenger RNA. RefSeq lists its product as hypothetical. Bases 1 to 1776 code for a protein of 591 amino acids. The transcript has a single exon. Lineage: Eukaryota; Fungi; Ascomycota; Eurotiomycetes; Chaetothyriales; Herpotrichiellaceae. The record is from RefSeq and is a predicted model, not a curated record.
AUGCCACCCCAGUUCUUAUUCGUCAAUAAGGAUGCCGCCAGCAGCUCGCUGACCCGCAGCAGCGCCGCUGAACAGACCUCGAUCAAUUCUCAUGUCCAGCGUGGUCGUCGACAUCGGCGCUCUGCCACCAGCGCCAGUCGCGCUGGGACGAGGGCGCGGAAGAAUGCGACCCGGGAAAAGCCUACUACCUCUCUAACAGAUCCCGACCUGGUCGACUCCUCGCCAUCUCCGCCCAAGGUAAAGACUGAACCCAAAGAAGACGAUACCGACAAUAAGACAUGGCUACCCGCUAGACUGUCGCCGCGCGCCAAGUUCGCCGAGCAGCCAAAACGGGAAAAUCUUGAAUCACCAGCCUCGACUCGCAGAAAAUCCACCAAGCCGAAGACACCAAAGUCGCUGGCCGGGCCAACCGUCGAGAAAAAAGCAGUUGUGUUGCUGAACUCCCCGCGUGCCGUCGAAACCCCUCGGGAUAUCAGUCAGAUCACUUCGACCUCUCUCGACCCCUUCGGUCAAUCAGUUGUCAAACUCGACCCACAUGUCGCAAAGCUUUGUCGGUACUUUUGCGAAAUCUUCCACCCCAGCGUGUGGCACGCUGAGACGUGGGCCUCGCGAGAAGGGUCAUACACGUACCAGACUACCGCUGUGGAUGUUGUUCGCCGAGCCAUGCAGAGUGAAGUUGAAAUGAAUGCAAUGCUCGCCAGCAUGGCCGCUAGAAUCGAGAACGUGGAUAUGGUCCCCGGCCAGGGUACGGACAAGUACAUGGGCAACGCUCUGGAAGCGGUGCGGCGGCGCUUCAGUUCUGCCCCAAAACAACAGUUGCUCCUGAUUGUCUUUCACCUAUAUGCAGCAGAUGCCUACCGACAGAACUAUCAAGCGGCGAAGAUACAUAUGCAAGCAGCAAAAGUGCUGUUCGAUUCUUGGGGUGGCCUCCACCAUGUACCAGACCCAGCAUUGAAGGAGCUUUUUAUCAUUGGCGAUGGGCACAUGUCUGCCGUUCUUCUGGAGCCGUGCAGUCUGCCAUGUGAAUACGAUCCUGGCCCAUACUGGGUUGUCACUCCGCCUCAGCUGCAGCUUGCUCCCCAACAAGACUUGAUCCGUUUUGCGCCUGCUCUGCAGCGACUAUGUCUCCAGGGAUAUUUCCCGGAGGAGCUAGUGGAGAUCAUACAGGAGACGGCGGAAUGCUCUUGGGUAUUGCAUCAUGCACCACUGGGAGCACCGGAGGCGUCAAAGCAUGCGGCGAGAUGGCUACAGUGGCGUCACGCAGCAGUUCGAUACCGGCUUCUGGCCCUGGAAUAUCCAGGAUCUAGCCUCGACGCCUUCCGUGUAGGGUUACUCAUGUGGAUCUUGACGUCUAUGGUGAUACUUGGGUUGAAGCGAUUGGGAAGCUUGAUUGCACCAAAACUACGAGCCAUCUUCUGGUCAGUCGAUGGACCACAUAGUCAGUGGGAGGGAUUAUCGCAGCUCAAGACAUGGGUGCUUACGAUCGGUGCCAUGUGCUCUAUGAUUGGCACUGAGGACGAAAAGUGGUUCAUUGAGCAGCUUUUUGAGAUCGGGUUCGUGGAGCAUAUCAGACAGUUCCAGGAAACGCACCCAGACUUCGACACGCUCGAUGUGCUGAGGAACUUUCAAGAAAAGUUUUUCUACUACGACGCUCUUCAACGAGUCAGGCUGGAGAGGUUGGCACGUCUCCUCAGCGGUGGGUUGAGCGAGACACCAAGUUCGGCUUCGCAGAGCAGUCCCAGUGACCUAUCGCGGAAAUCAAGAUCACCGGUAUGA